Saxophila tyrrhenica is the source of this 762-nucleotide messenger RNA. It is a transcript of the gene YUH1, whose product is annotated as ubiquitinyl hydrolase 1. The coding region runs from base 1 to 762 and encodes 253 amino acids. The transcript has 2 exons. NCBI's taxonomy places the organism in Eukaryota, Fungi, Ascomycota, Dothideomycetes, Mycosphaerellales, Extremaceae. Gene Ontology annotation, biological process: protein deubiquitination; ubiquitin-dependent protein catabolic process. Gene Ontology annotation, molecular function: cysteine-type deubiquitinase activity. Gene Ontology annotation, cellular component: cytoplasm. The record is from RefSeq and is a predicted model, not a curated record.
AUGGCAGAACAACAAACACAGACUGCCCAAGGGCGGAAGAGGAAGCACUUCGUGCCACUUGAGAACAACCCUGCAGUCAUGACCAGUCUUCUUCACAACCUCGGCCUGUCUCCAACCCUAGCCUUCCACGACGUCUUCUCGCUCGACGACCCGGACCUCCUCGCCUUCGUGCCGCGACCGGCGCAAGCGCUUCUCCUCGUCUUCCCCGUCAGCAACACGUACGAGAAGUUCCGCCACGAAGAGGACAAGGACAAGCAAGAAUAUGAAGGUCAUGGCGAAGCUGAAGACGUGAUAUGGUACAAGCAAACCAUCGGCAACGCGUGCGGGCUCAUCGGCGUUUUGCACGCGGUCUCGAACGGCGCGGCGAGGGCGAUGAUUCAGCAGGAUAGCGACUUGGACACGCUGGUCAAGCGGGCUCUUCCGUUGAAACCACGUGAACGCGCAGAACUGCUCGAGGAGACUGAGGCAUUGGAAACGGCUCAUUCGGCUGCGGCUUCGACUGGUGAUACGGCGGCUCCGCAGGCGGAGGAUAAUGUGGACCUGCACUUUGUGUGCUUCGUGAAGAGUGAGAAGAACGGGCACUUGUUUGAGAUGGAUGGAAGGAGGAAAGGGCCGAUCGACCACGGUGCUCUUGGGGAGGGAGAUGAUGUGCUAAGUGAGAGGGCGUUGGAACUGGGUGCGAGAGCGUUCAUGAAGAGGGAGGCUGAGGGAGGGGAUUUGAGGUUCAGCAUUGUUGCGCUGGCGGAGAGCUUUGAUGAUUGA